Protopolystoma xenopodis is the source of this 504-nucleotide messenger RNA. The record is from the annotation of a GenBank genome assembly. Lineage: Eukaryota; Metazoa; Platyhelminthes; Monogenea; Polystomatidea; Polystomatidae.
UGGCCGCACCGCCAAUCCGCACAAUCUACCCAAGCCCAACCACACAAACACACAAACACCAACACAAAGUCAACCGGUCAGGGGGGCAACGAUCGCUGUGGUAAUGUAUCGACGACGCAAUCGCGUUUGUGUGCCAACUCAGAUUGGAACAAUUCGCUAAAGUCAGCACCCUCGCCGGCUUGGCAACUAAUUCGACCAGACCUACACAAACAGACAACACAAAAUAGACAGACGAGCGGGUGGUUGGAAGGAGUAAGAGGAGGGGGAGGACGUUCCUUUUCCGUGACUAAAGGCCGACGAAAGUUGAACACCACGUCUUUGAGGUUGCGCGAUGAUGAUGAUGUGUUGUUGGCUCGACGUCACGUCAAAAAGUGGCAAAUCAACAAAAGCCGGCCAGCUCAACUCCUGUUGGUGUUGGAAGCGGACAACAACAAUGCCAACAACCGACGACCUAAUCUGCCCGGUCCACCCCCCCACAACGCAAGUGCCCAUCUGCUGGUCUAG